Molecule: messenger RNA, 852 nt
Organism: Rotaria sp. Silwood2
Lineage: Eukaryota; Metazoa; Rotifera; Eurotatoria; Philodinida; Philodinidae
Source: the annotation of a GenBank genome assembly
AUGAUAUUGUUUCAACUGAAUAUCAAGAAAUUAAUCAUAUACUUGUUGGCUCUCAUUUUUAUAGUAAAUGCCUACUAUUCUUUUUCAAUUUAUCGUGAAUGUGGAAAAAAUAAUUCAUCUGGAUUUAAUUACUCUUUCAAUAGUUUUUAUCCUUGCAUUGCUGUGCUUGUUGAGUUCCGUGCAGUUAAUCAUCUUGUUACUAUUGUUCAUAAUGUUAAUCAUCAUAUUCCAUUAACAUGGCCAAUUCAAAUAUUUCAUGGAAAAGAUAAUGAAGCUUUUAUUAGAAAUUCAACUUUAGCACCAUUAAUUGCAUCAAGAAAAAUCUUUCUUACCUUAAUGAAACAAGUUUAUGGAAAAAAUCGAACAAAUGAAUUAUUAACAGAUCCCAAAUUUUGGCAACAUGUUUAUGGUGAAAAAGUCCUUUUUUUUCAAAUCGAUUCAGCUAUGUGUUCGAAUUCUCCGCAUAAAAUUACCGAUUUUCUUCAAUAUGAUUAUAUUGGUGCUCCAUGGAAUCCAUCUUGGUAUCAAUGGAGCAAAGUAGAUCUCGUCGGCAAUGGUGGAUUUUCCUUACGAAGUCGUAGUAAAAUUCUUGCAUUACUUGCACUUCAUCCAUAUGAUAAUAACAUGCCAGAAGAUGUUUGGUAUUCACAGAAUUUACGUCGAGUAAAUGGAUCAGUUGCGCCAGUAAAUAUAGCGAAAACAUUUGCAGUCGAAUCGCUAUAUUAUGAAAGACCGUUAGGCGUACAUCACUUUCCGUUGCGAUGUACGACUCGUCAAAAAUUGUUUGAAGCAUGUCCAGAAGCAAUGAUGGUAAUGCCAUCAACAUGUAUAUCAAAAAAUAGAAUGUCUUAA